Pelobates fuscus (common spadefoot toad) is the source of this 8102-nucleotide messenger RNA. It is a transcript of the gene ARID1A, whose product is annotated as AT-rich interaction domain 1A. Lineage: Eukaryota; Metazoa; Chordata; Amphibia; Anura; Pelobatidae. Gene Ontology annotation, biological process: chromatin remodeling; positive regulation of DNA-templated transcription; regulation of transcription by RNA polymerase II. The record is from RefSeq and is a predicted model, not a curated record. Gene Ontology annotation, molecular function: nucleosome binding; DNA binding. Gene Ontology annotation, cellular component: SWI/SNF complex; nBAF complex; brahma complex. The transcript is spliced from 20 exons. Bases 990 to 7127 code for a protein of 2045 amino acids.
CCCUCCAGCUUUCCCGCGCUCCGCCCCGGGUCUUACUGCCCGGCCUCGUGUUCCAUGUCACCCUCUGCUGGCACAUUACAUAGCUCCGGCCCGGUGAUCCAGCUCCUGGUCUUACAGCCCUUACUCUGCCUCUCCUUGUUUUAAGCCUAUGGGAGGAUGAAAGCUCAUUCUGUGUGAACCAGCACCGGCCCCUAAUCCCCUUUUUGUGUGUGUGUAACCAGGCACCUGCCCUGCUCCAGUCUCCGGGUUUUCCCCAGCUUGUAGCAGAAACGGACCCAGCUCCGGCGGAUACAGUGCCGGGCUUUACCCACCGUUCUCACAGUUCAUGUGAGACAGCGCCUGUCCGAGCCUGUACCCAGCUCCUAGCUGUAAUCCGCCUUCUCCCAGCCCAGUGUGACACGCUGCCCCAGCUCCGGGUUUUCCAUCUGCCAUCCCCGUGUGAAAGACUCACCAUGGGCCAUGCACUCCCUAUUAUGAGAACCAUGCACUGCUGCCCCCGCUCCAGCACGGAUCCAGUAUCCGGGGUUUGCGCCCACUAGUCGCUGCUAGCCUUGGUUGCCUGCCAGUCCCUUUGACUUUAUUUCCCCUUGUGCCCGGUCAGAGGAUCCGGCUCCAGUUCCUGUGUGGGCUCUAGUUCCGGGUUUUGCCGGCCCUGUGUGAGCGAUCGAUCCGCUCAGUGUGACCCGCUCCGUGCUCCACUCCGCCGCUUUCCCCGUGUCUCCCCCCAGCGCAGGAAGGCGAGCAGCCCGGAUUCUUGUUGGCGCCAGUGACCGGGUUUUGUGGCCUGUUCCUCCCCCAGUCCGGGACUCCAGCUCCGCGCUUUGCGGCCUGUCCCUCCUCCUCCUCCUCUCUCGGUAAAAUGGCCUCUCCUCCUCCUCUCCACCGCCUCGUGUCCGACUGAGCGGCUCCCCCUCCCCUCCUGCCCGAACCCAGCCCGACACCUCCGGGGGGGGAGGCCUCCUCCAUCCCCGACCUCCUCCGAGCCCUCCAUGGCCGCCCAGGUGGCCCCAGCCUCCGGCCCCAGUUUGGGGGGGACCCCGCCCGCCGCCGGCCCCGAGCUGAAGAAGAGCCCCGGAGACCCCCCUCCGCCGGAGACCCAGACCGAGGCACCGGCUCCGGCCUCAAAUGACUCUGACUCCCCGGAGGCGGCUAACGGCACCCGAGCGGCCUCGGUGUCUUCUCUCCAGGAGUCCGGAGACACGACCGCGGCCUCCUCCGCCUCCUCGCACCCGCCUGGCGGAUUCGGCUUUUCCCCUUACCCCCGGGGAGUCUUCCAGCCUGGCCCGGGACUCGACUACCCGCCUCCCAGCGAGGCCUAUAACUCGUACCCAGCCUACCCGAACCGGGCCUACCCGCCGGGCUACCCCCCACCUCGCCCGGCCGCCUCCACAGGCAAGCCCCCGGCUCCGGCCUACCCGCCGCCUCCUCCUCGCUUCGGGCCCGCUCAGCCGGCGGCCGCCACCCCGACUCUCAACCAGCUGCUUACAGCGCCCAGCCCCGGCCGAGGGUACACGGCCUACCCGGGGGGAGACUAUCCUGAGCCACACAAAGGACCGGAGGGCUAUGCAGCCGGCUGGGCCGCAGGACAGAGAGGGGUUCAUCCGCCGGGGAGUCCAGGGAGCAGCGGGCAGGGCCUGCCCAGGACACCGCAGCCUGCAAGUCCAAUGGAUCAGAUGGGAAAAAUGCGACCCCAGCCGUACGGCUCAAGUAACCCAUAUGGGCAGCAAACUCAACAGGGACACUCUGGAUACCCAGUACAGCCUUACUCAUCACAGACACCACAGCGAUAUCCCAUGGCUAUGCAGGGUCGAGCUCAAGGGGGUAUGAGUAUGCAGUAUGGACAACAGAUGGCUCCCUAUAGCCAGCAAGGACCUGGGUCCUAUGCCCAGCAAAGCCAGUCUCCAUACUACAAUCAGCAGAGCCUUCAUCCACCUCAACAAACUACGCCCCCGCAGUCCCAAUAUUCACAACAGCAGCCAGCUCCUCAAUCUUAUUCCCAACAGACAUCCUCGUCUCAGCCACCCCCUACCCAACCUGUUCAGCCCUCCUUUACACAGCAACAGCAGUCUCCAUCUCCUUCUCCGUAUGCGCAGCAACAGCAGCAGGGUCCCCCACCCAGCUCACAAAGCCAGUCACCAUACACUCAGCAAACUCAACAGUAUCCCAGUUCACAGCAACAGGGUUCAUCUUAUCAGACACAGGGAGCACAGCAGGGUGCAGCAUAUUCCCAGCAGCGCUUCCCUCCACCACAGGAGCUUUCUCAGGAUUCUUUCACAUCGCAGGCCUCAUCCACUCCCUCUCUUGGUUCAAGCAAAGGACAAGAUGAUCUUAGUAUGGGAAUGCAAACACGGCCUUCUAGUCUCCCGGAUCUCUCUGGUUCUAUUGAUGAUCUCCCAAUGGGGGCAGAAGGAGCUUUGAGUCCUGGUGUUAGCACCUCUGGUAUUUCCAGUAGCCAAGGAGAGCAGAGCAAUCCAGCUCAAUCCCCUUUCUCUCCUCAUACCUCUCCCCACUUGCCUGGGAUCCGUGGUCCUUCUCCAUCGCCAGUAGGAUCGCCAGCAAGCGUGGCGCCAUCACGCUCUGGACCUCUUUCACCAACAGCUGUUCCUGGAACUCAAAUGCCCCCACGUCCACCAAGUGGACAGUCGGAUGGCAUGAUCCAUCCUACAAUGAACCAGGCUGGCCUUGGGCAGGAGAGAGGGUACAUGCAAAGAAAUCCACAGAUACCUCAGUAUGGAUCACCCCAACCUGGCCCAGCACUUUCACCACGCCAGUCAACAGGGGCACAAAUGCAUGCAGGAAUGGGUCCCUACCAGCAGAAUUCCAUGGGAAGCUAUGGCUCUCAAGGGGGACAGUAUGGCCCCCAAGGUGGUUACCCACGACAGCCAAAUUAUAACACCAUGCCCAACGCAGGUUACUCUGCAGGCGGUAUGGCACCACUUGUUGCAGGAGGACAGAUGCAUGGUCAGGGAGGCAUGCCUCAAUAUGGAGGCCGAAUUGGGCACUCCACUAUGGGAAAUCGGCCAUAUGGGCCAAACAUGACUGCUAUGCCACCGCAGGUAGGCUCUGGAAUGUGCCCACCUCCAGGUGGUAUGAAUCGCAAAGCACAAGAAGCUGCUGGCAUGCAUGCCACAUCCAACUCCAUACAGAACAGGUCUCCUGGCUAUCCCAACAUGAACCAAGGUUCGAUGAUGGGAUCUGGUCCACCCUAUGGUCAAGGAAUGAACAGCAUGGCGGCUAUGAUGAAUACCCAAGGGCCCUACAUGGGAGGCAACAUGGCUAAUAACUCUGGCUUGGCUAGUAGUCCGGAGCUCAUGGGUCUUCCAGAUGUCAAAUUGACUCCAACUCCAAAAAUGAACAAUAAGGCUGAUGGGACACCCAAAGCUGAGCCGAAAUCAAAGAAGUCUAGCUCAUCCACUACUACAAACGAGAAAAUAACAAAGCUGUAUGAGUUGGGAGUUGAGCCCGAAAGAAAGAUGUGGGUGGAUCGCUAUCUGUCCUUCACAGAGGAAAAAGCUAUGGGCAUGACCAACCUGCCAGCAGUAGGCAGGAAACCGCUUGAUUUGUAUCGUCUCUACAUGUCUGUCAAGGAUAUUGGGGGACUUACACAGGUAAACAAAAAUAAGAAAUGGAGAGAACUCUCUACAAAUCUUAAUGUGGGCACAUCAAGCAGUGCGGCCAGCUCACUGAAGAAACAGUACAUACAGUGUUUGUAUGCAUUUGAGUGCAAGAUUGAGAGGGGAGAAGAUCCACCACCUGACAUCUUUGCAUCUGCAGAAGCCAAGAAACAGGCCAAGAUUCAACCCCCUUCACCAGCUGGCUCGGGCUCCAUGCAAGGUCCUCAAACUCCUCAGUCUACAAGUAGCUCAAUGGCAGACGGAGGGGACCUCAAGCCCCCAACACCAGCAUCCACCCCACACAGCCAGAUGCCAUCAAUGCCGGGAAUGAGGAAUAAUUCAGUGGCUCUACAGGAUACUUAUGACGGUUCAGAUCCCUCUUACCAGAAAAGAAACUCCAUGACUCCUAAUCCUGGCUACCAGUCUGACAUGAUGGGUAGGAUGACUUAUGAGACUGGCAAGGACCCAUAUGGUGGCAUGAGGAAAGGUGCAGAUCCUUACAUGUCAUCAGGGCAAGGACCAAGUGGGUCAAUGGGGGAUCCCUAUGGUAGGACUACAGGCCCUGCUAUGUCCAACAUAGCUCAGCGUCCACAUUAUCCUUAUAGUGGUUAUGACAGAGUGAGGGGGGAACCAGGAUUAGGUCCAGAAGGAGGUAUGGGAGGUGGAGGGAAUCAACCAAAUAUGAUGCCUGCAAACACGGACAGCGGCAUGUACUCUCCAGGACGCUACCCGCAGCAGAGGCAUGAUUCCUAUGGUAACCAGUAUCCAACACAGAGCACAGCCUCAGGCAGCCCCUAUCCCAGUCAGCAGAAUCCUAUGUACCAGCAACAAAAUUACAAGCGACCAAUGGAUGGUACUUAUGGACCUUCUGCUAAGCGCCAUGAGGGAGACCUGUACAAUGCACCUUAUAGUGGAACACAAGGUGCUCAGGGUCAGCAGCAACCCCAGCCUCCCCCUCCGCAAUCACAACCCCCUGUUACAGGAGCACCACCCCCUGGGCAGCCCUCAGCAACUGCCUCCUCCCAACAACCACAGGAUCCUUAUGGGCAGUAUGGCAGUAACUACCCACAGAGUGGAGAAAGGCGGCCUACGCCUACUGGACCGAACCAGUUUCCUUUCCAGUUUGGACGAGAACGGGUAUCUGCUACCCCAGGCAACAAUUCACAGCCACCUUUACCCCCUAGUGUUAUGGGAAGCUCUGGGGAGGUAUCCCAACAGGGUGCAAUUUGGCAAGGAAGAAAUGAGAUGAGCUACAACUAUCAGGGCAGGCCUGGUCCCCCUCCAGCUACCACUCAAGGUCCUGGUUAUCACACUGGCCCUCCUAGAGGGGAUGAUAUGCUACACUCAGACCAGCGGCUUAGUCACGAAAACCAGUGGCAACCUCAUGUUAGUAGGCAACAAUCCCCAUAUGUUCCUACCCCUGGCCCUCCCCUUACCCGUGCACCACCACAGCCUGGUUACCAGGCCUCUCCUAGCAUGCCCAACCAUUUGCCUCCGGUAGCUAGUCCUGCCACACCUAGGUCUUUGGAGGCCCACACCUCUCCAAGCAAAUCUCCAUUCUUGAAAAUGCAGAAGGCAGGACCCCCUGUACCCGCUUCACACAUUGUACCCACACCACCCCAACCACCACUAAUCCGUAGAGACAUCACCUUCCCACCAGGAUCUGUGGAAGCCACACAGCCCAUUUUGAAGUCAAGACGGAGAUUGACAGCAAAAGAUAUUGGGACACCAGAGGCGUGGCGUGUAAUGAUGUCUCUGAAAUCUGGUCUCCUGGCAGAAAGCACCUGGGCACUAGACACCAUUAAUAUCCUGCUUUAUGACGACAAUAGCAUCAUGACAUUUAACCUCAGCCAGCUUCCUGGACUGCUGGAAUUAUUGGUGGAGUAUUUCCGUCGCUGCCUCAUUGAGAUAUUUGGGAUUCUUCGAGAGUAUGAGGUUGGAGAGCCUGCUCAGAAAACUCUGUUCCAACCUUCUAGUCAUGAAGUUCACUGUCCUCUCCAAGGUGAUACAGAGAUAAAGGAGGUGGAAGACUGCCAGUCUGUGACAGAGGGUGACCCCCAAAGUGAGGAGGAGGGAGAGGAGGAAAGAAAGGCUUACUCGGCCCCCUAUGCUGCUAGUGAUGAUUUUCUGAAGCAGGCCAGCAAGUUUGAUAAACUCCCUGUGAAAGUUGUUCCACGGGAAGAUGCCUUUGUGUUGGACUGCUCACAUCAGUUGGGCCGCCUGCAAGAGUUUGACAGUGGACUCUUGCAUUGGAGGAUAGGAGGUGGAGAUACAACAGAGCACAUUCAGACCCACUUCGAACGACGGCCUGAUCAUCCAGUCCGCAGGCGGCUCCAAACAAAACGUCGUCCCAGGGACCAGCAAGUGCCCACAGCUGAGGACAUUACCCCUACCAUAGACGAUGUCCUAUGUGCUCGGCCUAAUUCUUUGCCACCAGAGGGAACGGAACAUACUGAAAACUCAGAAUUUUCAUUGGGAGCUAACUCACCGCAACGAAAUAGGCAUGGCCUGAAGAUUUUGGAAGAUGAGCCACGCAGCAAAGAUGAGACGCCUUUAUGCACACUCGAGGAGUGGCAGGAUGCUCUUUCCCGACGUUGUGUGUGCAUCUCUAACAUUUUGAGGAGUUUGUCUUUUGUGCCAGGCAAUGAUUUGGAGAUGUCAAAGCAUCCAGGGCUCCUGCUGCUCCUGGGAAAGCUAGUACUUCUUCAUCACAAACACCCAGAGCGUAAACAAGCACCUCUAACUUAUGAGAAAGAAGAAGAGCGGGACCAGGGAGUGAGCUGCAACAAAGCAGAAUGGUGGUGGGACUGCUUGGAGAUGCUACGUGAGAAUACUCUAGUCACUCUUGCCAACAUCUCAGGACAGCUGGAUCUUUCCCCAUACCCUGAGAGCAUAUGUCUGCCCAUCCUUGAUGGCUUGCUACAUUGGGCAGUGUGUCCAUCAGCUGAAGCUCAGGAUCCAUUUGUAACUUUGGGUCCCAAUGCUAUGUUAUCACCUCAGAGACUUGUACUAGAGGCCUUGAGCAAGCUAAGCAUUCAGGACAGCAAUGUGGAUCUUAUCUUGGCCACCCCACCUUUCACUCGGCUGGAGAAGCUGUAUGGGACCUUGGUGAGGUUUUUAAGUGACAGAAAAAACCACGUUUGCAGGGAAAUGGCCGUGGUGCUUCUGGCUAACUUGGCACAGGGGGACAGCUUGGCAGCACGGGCCAUUGCCCUUCAGAAGGGCAGUAUUGGAAACCUACUGGGCUUCCUGGAGGACAGUUUGGCAGCCACACAGUUUCAACAAAGUCAGGCUGCCCAUUUACAUGGACCAUCCGCACCUUUUGAGCCUACCAGCACGGACAUGAUGCGGCGAGCCUCAAAAGCCCUACUGGCCUUGGCAAAGGUUGAGGAGAACCACACAGAGUUCACGCUGUAUGAAGCACGUCUACUGGACAUCUCCGUGUCUCCACUCAUGAACUGUUCUGUGUCACAGGUCAUCUGCGAUGUCCUCUUUUUGAUUGGCCAAUCAUGACGGCCGCGUGGGGAUGCCCUCCACUACCCUCUGCGCCUCCCUUCACCGUAGAACGGAAUCUUCCCUGACUGUUGGUUCUUUACCCUCUUCUUCCUACCCUCUUUUUAUUUAUGCAAAAAAACACAAAAAAAAAAACUACGUCUCAAUCCACUGUCCGCCCCAGAGAGGAGACUUGGCCACCAUUGUGGACCUUCCCCUUACCCUAUUUCCUCUCUGUGUUUUGGUGUUCACCAAAGCUACUGUAUUUCAGUGAAUUAUAUAUAUAUAUUUUUUUUUUUUUAUCUGGGGGAGUGGGCUCCACUGUACUUACCUCCCCUCCCCCUUGUCUACUGCCCCACUUUCCUAAACCUCUACAAAAAGCCAAGGGGUGGGCCUACAUAGUCUAAGGAGAUAAAGACUUCUGAACCACCAAGGAGGUAGAAAGAAAGCCUCCAGCACCCCAGAUUAACUUUCAGGAUUGCCCUCCUCCUCACCUUGCGAUCUUUAGACUAGAAUUUGUGUGCCCCAAACCUUUUAAAGAGAGAAGAAAACUAAAAAAAAAUCCUGACAAAAGACUUUACCUUUUUAACUGUGCUGAGAAACCCCGCAGAAUCCAACCGGAGCUGGAAAAACCCCACAACCUCAGAGACUCCAGAUGUAGGUUUUUAAAUGGAGAGCGACAAGUGCUUUUAGUUUUCUGGAGGAGAGAGAGAGAGACGCAGAAAAGUCGCUUUUCCCCCAAAGUUUCAUGUGAAGCAACACCCUUACCUCUUUAAACUUAGAUUGUAAUAAUCGGAGAUCGCCUCUUAUAACUGGUUUUAACCUUUAGCUUGUAGGUUGCAAGCUGCGAUGUCUGUAUAUAUAUGAUGAUGUACAUUAAAGACACACCUCGUAUCCCCAUUAGCCCUUCUUCACUUACCUUUUUCACACCCCACUUCUUCCCCUUGCAUCUGCAGCUUAUGGGGGACACGGUUACUCUAAUAAAAUAAACUUAAU